AUGAGAACCGGUAACGACGCAAAGGACGCCGAAAAGGAGAAGUUAAAUCCCAAUGGAUGGCUACAGUCUCGUCCGAGUCAACAGUUCAACGUGAUACGGCGAGUGUAUCAACAAGACGCGCUGAACAAAGAUGCUGACUAUCAAGUACCAAAGAAACCUUUAUCGCAUAGAUGUAAGAGGGCAGUGGAGAAUUGUGGAUUUGGGGAGUGUUUAUUAAACUCUGUACCAAUAGCGCGAUGGCUGCCUCGGUACAAUCUCAAGAAGAACUUGGUCGGGGACCUGGUAGCAGGUGCUACUACUGCAGUGAUGCACAUACCACAAGGUAUGGCGUACGCGUUACUCGCAGAAGUUCCACCGAUAGUGGGUCUAUAUAUGGCAUUUUUCCCAGUGCUCAUCUAUGUGAUAUUCGGCACUUCACCCCAUGUGUCCAUGGGGACGUUUGCCGUAGCUUGCCUAAUGGCGGGGAAAGUGGUAACGCAAUACUCGACGCGUCCGGAAAUCAUUAGUGUUGUUAACGCCACGGCUACUGAAGGUCCUGAUAUAAUGAUGGGGGGGUAUUCCCCUUUACAAGUACUAAGCAUACUCACACUAACCGUUGGUUUGAUACAAAUAAUAAUGUGGGUGAUGCGUCUGGGUGCAGUUUCCACACUGCUGUCGGAGCCGCUGGUGUCCGGGUUCACAACGGCCGCCUCGUUCCACGUGUUGUCUUCACAAUUGAAAGACUUGUUUGGAAUAAGACUGCCUAAAUUAGGAUCGAAUUAUAAAGUUGUUUUUACUGUUAUAGAAAUAGUAAAGAACAUACCAAAUGCGAAUUGGACAGCAUUCGCGAUAUCGGCUUUAGCCUGCACCAUCAUAGCUUUGAACAACGAAGUGUUGAAGCCAUGGGUGAGCAAGAAAAGCCGCGUGCCGGUGCCUAUAGAGCUGUUAGCGAUCGUCAUCGGCACGUUGGUGUCGAAGUUCACGGAUUUGAAGGGACAGUAUGGAAUCUCUUUAGUUGGCACCAUUCCUACUGGUCUCCCAGACGCCACAGUGCCUCCAAUAGAACUCCUCCCGAGCAUAGCACUGGACGCAUUCACCAUCACGAUGGUGACCUACACCAUAUCCAUGUCCAUGGCCCUCAUCUUCGCUUCGAAGGACAAGUACGAGAUUGAUGCGAAUCAAGAGUUAUUGGCGCUGGGGACAAGUAACGUGUUCGGGUCUUUCUUCUUCUGCGCGCCGCUCUGCGCCAGCUUGUCCAGGUCUUAUAUACAGUAUCAGGCGGGCAGUAAGACCGGGAUAACAUCGGUAGUGUCCGCGGGCCUCAUCCUGUGCGUGCUGCUGUGGGUGGGGCCGUUCUUCGAGCUGCUGCCGCGCUGCGUGCUCGCCUCCAUCAUCGUGGUGUCGCUCAAGGGCAUGUUCAUGCAAGUCAAGGAGCUAGCUAAGUUCUGGAGGCUGAGUAAGCUAGACGCCAUAGUGUGGCUUGUGACGUUUUUGACGACGAUGUUAGUUAACAUCGAUAUUGGUCUCGGAGCAGGACUAAUAGCAAGCGUCGGAACAUUGUUCGUCCGCUCGCAAAAACCCUACACCUGCCUGUUAGGACGAGUUCUCGAUACCGACUUGUAUCUGGAUAUCAAGAGAUAUAGAGCUGCUGAGGAAAUCCCCGGCAUCAAAAUCUUCCACUACUGCGGCGGACUGAACUUCGCCAGUAAGAAUCUCUUCAGGUCCACGCUGUUCAGGAAAAUUGGAUACCUCAAGUCUGAUGAAGACGGUGAAGAUGUGAAGGGAGAGGCGUAUGAGUGGGAUUCUAAUUACAGUAAUAAGGUGCAGUGCGUGAUCAUCGACGCGACGGCGCUGUCGUACGUGGACGCGCCCGGCAUCAAGAGCCUGGUGGCGGCGCAGCGCGAGCUCGUUGCCAACGCCGUGACCGUGCUGCUCGCCGGCGCUAACGGACCGGUGCUAGAAAUGAUAGAGCGGUACAACUCACUGGAGUCGGAGCAGCUGCAGCUGGACACGUUCCCGACCGUCCACGACGCCGUCGUCUACUACAAGGUGCUGCAAGCCAAGAAGGACACCAUCGUCAUACAGACG
Brenthis ino (lesser marbled fritillary) is the source of this 2067-nucleotide messenger RNA. NCBI's taxonomy places the organism in Eukaryota, Metazoa, Arthropoda, Insecta, Lepidoptera, Nymphalidae. The record is from the annotation of a GenBank genome assembly.